Molecule: messenger RNA, 25743 nt
Organism: Coregonus sp. 'balchen'
Lineage: Eukaryota; Metazoa; Chordata; Actinopteri; Salmoniformes; Salmonidae
Source: the annotation of a GenBank genome assembly
AACUACGAACCUCCUCUUAGACAACAUGGCGCAUGUGUACAGCUGCGCUGGAAAUAUAGACGAUACAUCCAGUUAGGUGGAAAAUAAAUAAUUUAUGCUCAGCUCAGCUAAGCGUAUCACCUAAACCAGACUUCGGCGACAUUACCUAUCGAAUGCGGACGCUCGUGCCUGUUCACCUUGACAACAGCAUCAGACUCUGGUCUCUGCGCGCUGACAACUUUGCCGAGCUCACCUGCUUACAAUGAAGACGAGAGAGCGUUUCAGAUCCUGAUUGUUCUUUAAGAGUUAGUUUCAGAUUAUUAUUAUUAUAAUUUUUUUUUUUUUACUGUGGGUACCGUGUAUGAGGGUAUUGUGAGUCUUUUAAAUUGUUUUGGUUAAGAAAAAAGCAAUGUGACUGCGACCUAAACCAGACUUUUCAACUGAUGAAGAAAUGCUACUCAACAUUACGAGAGAAAACCACACACCACAGCAUCAGGGGGAAAGGGAGAGAGAUAGACUCCCUCCAAUUUCCAGUCAUUCCACUUCUGUGAGUAUGAAAUGUUUUUAAAUAUUUGUCAUUUCUUUAAAUGUGUUUUCAUGUCCAAUUAAGAAAGAAAUUAACAGUUUUCUGUGUUUUAAAAUAAUUUCCAUAAGGGACCAAUGUCACAGUGAAGUCAUAAAAUGUCAAUUUAGAAAAAUGAUUUCAUUGUAUAAUGAUAACUUAACUAUUUCAAUGACCUCAGAGCUUAUCCUUUUGGAAAUGUGUUGAUGUUAAAACAAAGGGUGGGACCUUUUGGCCAGCUCUUCCUAACCCUGUUAUGUUAUAAAACAGCAUAGCAGCUUUGUGAGUAAUAUACCACAUUAUCACUGUAACAAAGUCCAAACAUUAUACUGUACAUUUUGUUUAUGUAUCCAACUUUUAUUUAUGUGGCCUAAGUGCUACAGUACUUGCUGUGAAUGAAUAGUAUUCUAUACUGUCAUAGUUCUAAUCUAUACUGUCAAAAUUCCAGGACCUAAUGUACAUUUUUGGACAUCCAAGACUCUUGGCAGUGUUUAGACAGGCAGCCUAUUUUGUUAUUUUCUUCACUGAUUGGUCUUUUGACCAAUCAGAUCAGCUCUGAAAAAUAUCUGAUGUGAAAAGAUCUGAUGUGAUUGGUCAAAAGACCAAUUUGUGGAAAAAAUAUCAGAAUUGGGCUGCCUGUCUAAACGCAGACCAUGAUGUCUGUAAAAUGAAUUGUAAUUUUUAUCAUAGGGUCUUGAUCAUGGACCAAACCUGCCAUAUCCAUCUCUCAACUUCAUCUCAAACCACAGAAAGGAGGAUGGUAGCCACAGCCUCUCUUCCCAGUUUAUCCUUCCUGGCAUACGGCAUGGUAUGGUCUGUCAUGGUAACCCUAAUGUUCACAUUACCUAAUUCAAGAGUCAACUGGAAUAAUAAGCAACAGUAUUUUGUGAACUGAGACUUCUGACGCUCACAGGCAGCCCAAUUACACAGGCAGCCCAAUUCAUUUUUUUCACUAAUCGUUCUGAAAAAGAUCUGAUGUGAAAAGAUCUGAACCGAUUGGUCAAAAGACCGAUUAGUGAAAAAAAGAUCAGAAUUGGGCUGCCUGUGUAUACGCAGCCAUAGUGAACCAAUAUCAAAGUGCAGGCAAGAAGCACUUAAUCAAGUUUGAUCUAUCAUGAGCUAUCGGUAUGGCUAGCUAACACAUGUUUUAUAUUGUUACCUUCAGGUACAGAGACUUAAUAAUAUCACUAAGAGGCUUACAAGGAAAUAAUUUUCACUCAGCGCUCCCAAAAGAAAGGCUAGUUUCAGUUUCAAAGUGACAUAUACAGGCUGCUUUGAAUUAAUGAGCAAUGCUCCAGGCAGAUGUGUUGUCGUGGCUUCCUAUUCUUGAGAUCAAAGAAUGUUCGAGGAGACUUGAGCAUCAAUGCUUGAUGCAGAUGAGGGAGACAGAGGCCCACUCAGAGCUGCUCUUCCUUUACAGGGAGAACGUGUUCUGGGUGUAAUGACCACAACCGUUGUGUGGGCUGCCGACGGAAGUUUUUAAAAAUACAAGAUGUUAAUAUAUUGCUGUCACUUAUACUUGAAAAUAUGGAGAGUUCAUUGCCCAAUGCUGCUCACUGUUGUGAUAUGAGAAGAAAAAAACUAUUAUGCAGGUUUCAUCUUGUUAUAUACGGUUAAUUGAGAUUGUUAAACUAUAAUGUUGUGGAUAAGAGCACCUGUCUUACACACUGGUACCUGGGCUCUCAUUACCAACAAGUAGAGUUAAUCAUAAGGGUUACCGCCUUCAUUUUCAUUAGGAAUUAGUUAAAGGUGCACUACGCAGAAAUCGAUCCGCCAUUUCCUGGUUGCUAAAAUUCUAAUAGUUGGCCUAAUUUCAGUUUAUGUGACAAAACAAGCAUGUAUAGUGUAGAUAAUCAUCCUACCACCUAAACAGCUGUGAAAUAUAUUUUCCAUAACCCAAAAUAUUGUAUUUUCAGCUGUUUGAAGCUGGUGUACAAAACAGAAAGGAAAAGAUGCAAAAACAAAACUUAAGAAUGGGAAGCAUAGAAAGCGCACAUAGAACAGAUCUACCGCUUCUUAGACUUGUUUUCAAUGAGAAUGACAUAUCUAUAACUCACAUUUCUAUGUCAAAAAGUUACAUAUUGCAGCUUUAAUAGAUAAUAGUAUUUUCAGGGAUGAUACAUUUGGGUGAGUGUGUUUGUGUGUUUUUAAUAUGUGUGUUGUUAUUCCGCCUGCAGGUAGAGAGCUUCCCCCCAUCUGUCCUGAUGUUAGACAGAAGCAUCAACAUCAACAUCGCAUCACCGUUGACAUUCUGCCUCCUGAGGUCAGGGCUCGCGUUGCCUCCGACCCAGUCAUGCCCCUCCGCACCAAGACUGCCAAAAAGUUUCAGUAAGUACACACACACACACACAUACACACAUACACACACACGUCCUUAUUAUUAAUGGUACACUCAAACAGAAAUAACUUUUAAUAUUUGUCUAACGUUUACCAGGGAGGACAUUGAGAGGGCAAUAGUCUCAGGCGAUUGGAAACACAUCCAUGAUUUCUACUUGACCACGUUCAGCUCCUUUUUAGAACUGAAUGCUACCUUUAAGGUGGGUGAUCCCCAUGUCUGUGCCAUAUUCAUCCUGCGGUUUCGUAUUUGUAUUGUCAAUCAAGCCAGUGAUAUUUCUACAGCAUAAUUUAUAAGGACUUAUUACACUACUAAUUUAUGUCCAGGGGUGCAACUUUGGUUUUAGAAGUGGGGGGGACAUAAUUAUUAUAUAUAAAUAUAUUUUUUAAUCCGGUCGGAUAAACACUCCAAACAGCCCACCCGACCGCUCGGAGGCCUAUACCGACCAACGGUGUGCUUUUAACAUUGGUCCUAAAGCACACCGUUGCCUCGUUUUGUAUCACAUUCCAAUUAUAAAAAUAUGCAAUUUCAGAAUGUGGGGGGACAUGUCCCCACCCCUGUCCCCAGUGAACGUUGCACCCCUGACUAUGUCAAUUCAUUUGUAUGGAUAAGUGUGAUAGUAAAAUCUCUAAAGCAACUAUGACUGAUCAACGCAAAUAAAAGGUGAUCAUUGUUUUGGUGUUUAAAGUCGGUCAAUAUAGUAUUUCUGGGAGCCAGGUAAAGGGGAAUUUGUAGAGGGGUUUUUGAGUCUGAAUGAAUGAAGUUAUUCAGAGGGUCGGAAAAAAGAGCACUUGUGCGUGGUUUCCAUGGAGAGUGUUAUUCAUAAGAGCAGGACCUAUAAGAGAACGUAUGAUCAUGUACGCAACAGUUGGGUAAAUGUUUAGCACGUGUGAUGGUCGGUUUGCAUUGCUUCCUAGAGGGUCUAGGAUAAUUAUGUCAUAACAAAGUAUAAUAUAGAAUAUUAGCCUUCCCCCAAAGUGAACCAGACUUGGACUGAGCGAAUCACCAAUAAAAGUAGACUAAACUAAAGUAUGUGUUAGUCCUAAUCUAAAUAUAUUAUUCGUUUCUCUGUCCAGAAAGAAGCAAACGCUCCGUUCAACACGAUUGAAGACUCAGGAAUCAAUACCAAAUUCGUCAAUGCUGUCUAUGACGCAUUAUCGCUCACGGUAUGUAGAGUGAUAGAGCAACGAAUAGCCAUGUUUAUAUUAGGUAGUUGAAAUGAAAACCUCUCACUAACUUUGAUCUAACAUUGAUUCAACAGCCUCCUGAUGCCCAGAGAGCAGUGCUGAAGGGGAUCAUUAACAGCUUGUUAAGAGAAUGGAAGGGGUGUGUGACAAUCAUAUACUGUAGCACUCUUAUAGCUGCCACUGAAAUGAAACGAUUCCUGUCUACAUAGUAAAGCUCUAUACUUUGUGACUUGAAUAUUGAAUCAAAUGUUACGUGCUGGAUGAGGAAUGAAAUUAACUUCAUAUUGUCUGCUUUGUUUUGCAGUCGACGGACAAAGGAUGACCUGAGAGCGUAUUUCAUUCUAGUUCAGGUAACGUCAUGCAUCACGUGCAGUAUAUUUACACAUUACUGGUACAAAUGACAUACAGAUUUGGCUAAUGUGCCCCCCCCCCCACACUCCUCACACUCCCCACACACACACGUGCUCCACAGCCAUUUUUCGGAAUCUCUUUGUGUUUCGGGUCCUCAGUAGGUUAAACACAGUAGCCCUCAGUCUAAAGGCAAAUCAGAAACACAGGAAACUCUCGAUGUGCUCCCUCACCACAUGGCCCAUUGACUCCAGUCAUAGCCCAAGCAGUCAGUCUCAGUCUCAGUCAGGCUCGGGAUAUAACGAGAGCAGAGUGUUUACUUUACACAUGACCAACAGACUAGAGGUAGUCUUGGCACCGGCCAAAUAUGGACACAAGCAUUAGACACAUAGCCUGGGAGAGACUCGGGAGGCAGACUGGGGAAAUGGCUGAGUUGAACUGGGACGAUUUCUGUCUGCUAAAAAUUGAGACUUUGGUUGGAGACUCCUGUUUCUAUCCCAUUUAUGGUUUUCUUAUUGUUUUACUACUAUUAUUACUUUAUUAUUGUUUCAGACGUUUUAUGGGGCGGUAAAUUAAAAAGCACAUCUUCUAUCCCUUUCAUACCAACAACUUUUUGUGGUUAUUGAGUCUCUCCAGUUCUCUCAAUCUCUAAAUUGAGUGUAUGAUUUGUCUUUGGGCUCUCACUCUCUCUCUGUCUCUCGCUCUCUCGCUCUCUCUGUCUCUGUCUCUCUGUCUCUCUCUCUCUCUCUCUCUCUCUCUCUCUCUCUCUCUCUCUCUCUCUCUGUCUCUCUCUCUCUCUCUCUCUCUCUCUCUCUCUCUCUCUCUCUCUGUCUCUGUCUCUGUCUCUGUCUCUGUCUCUGUCUCUCUCUGUCUCUGUCUCUCUCUCUGUCUCUCUCUCUCUCUCUCUCUCUCUCUCUCUCUCUCUCUCUCUCUCUCUCUCUCUCUUUCUCUCUCUCUCUCUCUCUCUCCAUCUCUCUCACUCUGUCUCUCUCUCUCUCUUUCUCUCUCUCUGCCUAGGGAAUGGAUGAGGUCAUGUUUGAAGUAGAAAAGUCUGGUUUCCUCUGUAAUGCCAGUCUUUAUUAGAAGCCAGACUUCUUCUGUUGUAAAGCUAUAUUUCCUUUUUGAAGUGCACUGCCACUGCUGAAAAAGCUCCUCUUUGUUGCAGAACCCUCAGUGCACCAGCCCAGCCACAUAUGUAAUCUAUGCACACUUACUGAGGCAAAUAGCCGCGCUGGCUGAAGCAGACCACUAUUUCCUGAUGCACUGGUUUAAGAAGUAAGAGUCUGAAUUGUUCCUCUGUCUUAUGCAAUCCCAUGCUUUUUCAGGCUGUAGUUGUUAUCCACAAAGUAAGCACAGUCCUCAGAAAGAAGCCAUGUUGUUAUUCUUUAUCCAGGAAGGAUAAAUAAAUUAUGUUUUCCAAAUUGUUUUAGUAGCAGUUGGUAGGAAUUGAGCAGUCAUAGCUUUCAAACAAGACAAUCUAUUUUGAAAGUUAAAAUGUAUUCCUUGCCAUGCUGAUAAUGCCUCUGUUUUCGAUUAUGAUUGUCUAACUCAGGCUGUCCCAGAAGCGGUUCAAACAGCUGGUGGAGCGGCUGCACCUCUUCAUCUCCACCCGUCUGUUCCCAGCCAAGCCUGAGGAGCUGCCCCCCAUGGCCAAGUGCUCCUGGUGGAUCCCCUCCGCCACAAAGGUCCUCUCCCUCCUCAGUGAGUAGGUCGUCUUCUAUCUCCACCCCCACAGGGAGCUGAGACUGGGGCAAUGGUCAGGGCAAGGGGAUGUUAGUGUAGUGUUGUGGAGAUUUAGGUCUAUCCCUUGUAAUGGAUUAAACUGCACUUUCUACAGGCAUUGAAUUCUCCUGUCCAUAUUUGUCUGGUUCUCCUACCCAUAUUUGUCUGGUUAUCUACCCAUAUUUGUCUGGUUAUCUACCCAUAUUUGUCUGGUUCUCCUACCCAUAUGUGUCUGGGGUAGAUGUUGUUUGAGGGUCAGGAGAAAACAUAUCAGUCUCCAGGAGAACGUGAUAUAUUCUUCUGUUUCUCUUUUUCUCCAUUGUAGAUGCAGCAAAUGUAAUUUCCAGCACCCCCAUCCUGCCAUUUGUUGACUUCUACAACCCCACGCUGGACCACACUGACUUCAUGGAUGACUAUCGCAUAUGGCAGACUCAGGGAAACUCUACCAGGUGUGACAUGACAAUAUUAUCAGAGCAAAGCUUAUGUUGACCAGUGCUCUUCAAUUCUCCCCACAACCCCUUGCUGGUACGGUUCCUGUGUUUCCCUGUAAAUAAAGGAGCUCCCUCUUGUGUCAGCUUUCAGCAUUAGAACAACAGAUUCUUUGUUUAUGAUGUCAGAUUGCAACAUCAGAUAUGAUACGAUCUUCAAUGGGUAUCGUACACCAAAAUAAAAUAAAAUCAAAUUGUAUUUGCCACAUGCGCCGAAUACAACAGGUUCACCUUACAGUGAAAUGCUGACUUAUAAGCCCUUAACCAACAAUGCAGUUUUAAGAAAGAUAAAUGUUAAGUAAAAAAUUGGUAAGUAAAAAAUAACAAAUAAUUAAAGAGCAGCAGUAAAAUAAAAUAACAGUAGGGAGGCUAUAUACAGGGGGUACCGGUACAGAGUCAAUGUGUGGGGGCACCGGUUAGUCGAGGUAAUUGAGGUAAUAUGUACGUGGGUAGAGUUAAAGUGACUAACCAAACAAAUCACACAACAUCCCUGAUGAAACCAAAACAUUAUUUCCGUGUGAUAAGCUAUGAUAACCAAACACUCCCUGUUCCUCCCUGUUCCUCCCCGUUCCUCCCCAUCCUCAGGUUUACAUUCUGCCAGUUCCCCUUCAUUCUAUCCACGGUGGUGAAGAAGGCCAUCAUCCAGAAGGACUCGGAACAGCAGAUGAUCAGCAUGGCCAGGGUGAGACUGAGGUCACUUCUCACUCACAUAGGUCCUUGUCGUCCAUCUUUGAUAGUGUCAUUGUAAUGCACAGUAGCACAGGCAAUGAAUCACAUUCUCAGCCUAACUAUUACCGUUCUUUAUAUUAGCAUAUUGACCUCCUAGUGUUAAUGUACAGAGAAUUCAUAUAUAUAUAUAUUUUUUAAGUAUUAUUAUUAUUAUUGUAUUUUAUAUAUAUAUAUAUACAGUGAGGGAAAAAAGUAUUUGAUCCCCUGCUGAUUUUGUACGUUUGCCCACUGAAAAAUACAUGAUCAGUGUAUAAUUUUAAUGGUAGGUUUAUUUGAACAGUGAGAGACAGAAUAACAACAACAAAAUCCAGAAAAACCCAUGUCAAAAAUGUUAUAAAUUGAUUAGCAUUUUAAUGAGGGAAAUAAGUAUUUGACCCCUCUGCAAAACAUGACUUAGUUCUUGGUGGCAAAACCCUUGUUGGCAAUCACAGAGGUCAGACAUUUCUUGUAGUUGGCCACCAGGUUUGCACAAAUCUCAGGAGGGAUUUUGUCCCACUCCUCUUUGCAGAUCUUCUCCAAGUCAUUAAGGUUUCAAGGCUGACGUUUGGCAACUCGAACCUUCAGCUCCCUCCACAGAUUUUCUAUGGGAUUAAGGUCUGGAGACUGGCUAGGCCACUCCAGGACCUUAAUGUGCCACUUCUUGAGCCACUCCUUUGUUGCCUUGGCCAUGUGUUUUGGGUCAUUGUCAUGCUGGAACACCCAUCCACAACCCAUUUUCAAUGCCUUGGCUGAGGGAAGGAGGUUCUCACCCAAGAUUUGACGGUACAUGGCCCCGUCCAUCGUUCCUUUGAUGCGGUGAAGUUGUCCUGUCCCCUUAGCAGAAAAACACCCCCAAAGCAUAAUGUUUCCACCUCCAUGUUUGACGGUGGGGAUGGUGUUCUUGGGGUCAUAGGCAGCAUUUUCCUCCUCCAAACACGGUGAGUUGAGUUGAUGCCAAAGAGCUCGAUUUUGGUCUCAUCUGACCACAACACUUUCACCCAGUUCUCCUCUGAAUCGUUCAGAUGUUCAUUGGCAAACUUCAGACCUUGUGUAGGUCUACAAUCUUGUCCCUGACAUCCUUGGAGAGCAUGUUAUAUAUAUAUACACUACCGUUCAAAAGUUUGGGUCACUUAGAAAUGUCAUUUUUUUCGAAAGAAAUGCAUUUUUUUUGUCCAUUAAAAUAACAUCAAAUUGAUCCGAAAUACAGUGUAGACAUUGUUAAUGUUGUAAAUGGCUAUUGUAGCUGGAACUUUCUUCUGAAACUCAUCAGUCUAUUCUUGUUCUGAGAAAUUAAGGCUAUUCCAUGCGAGAAAUUGCCAAGAAACUGAAGAUCUUGUACAACGCUGUGUACUACUCCCUUCACAGAACAGCGCAAACUGGCUCUAACCAGAAUAGAAAGAGGAUUGGGAGGCCCCGGUGCACAACUGAGCAAGAGGACAAAUACAUUAGAGUGUCUAGUUUGAGAAACAGGCGCCUCACAGGUCCUCAACUGGCAGCUUCAUUAAAUAGUACCCGCAAAACACCAGUCUCAACGUCAACAGUGAAGAGGCAACUUCGGGAUGCUGACCUUCUAGGCAGAGUUGCAAAGAAAAAGCCAUAUCUCAGACUGCCCAUCUUAAUCUUUUAUUUUUAUUGGCCAGUCUGGGAUAUGGCUUUUUCUUUGCAACUCUGCCUAGAAGGUCAGCAUCCCGGAGUCGCCUCUUCACUGUUGAUGUUGAGACUGGUGUUUUGUGGGUACUAUUUAAUGAAGCUGCCAGUUGAGGACCUGUGAGGCGCCUGUGUGUCUGAAUACUUUGCGAAGGCACUGUGUGUAUAUAUAUUUUUAAAAAAAAUAUGUAUAUAUAUAUAUAAAUACUGUGUAUAUUAAAUAAUAUAUAAUAUAUUAAAUACUGUGUAUAUACAUAAUUAAUGUAUGUUGGAGUGUAUAUUCUAUAGGUUUUCAAGUUUUUUCCGGUCCCUCUUGCAGUCAGGAAAAACCCAGAACAAGACGUUUACAAUAUUUACAGUGUAUAUCUCACUGCAUCAGACUGAAAACAUAAGCUCUCCCUCUCAGACAACAUAAGGAGUGGCUCUUGUUAUUUAUUGCAGCAAAGCCUGGUGGACAAAGUGUCUCGCAGACAGCGAGUGGAUAUGAGCUUGCUCUUUCUCAACAUCAAAGUCAGACGGCUGCAGCUGGUCAGUGACUCACUGGAUGAGGUAAUACCAUUUCCCAUCUAACAGACACACAAGAACAUUACUUAAGAAGACAGCCCAGCCCUGGUAUAGAGGCUUGAUUGCUAUUUAUGUUAUGCAAUAAUGUAAGAGCCAAUUAAUUUGAUGUAAAUUAAGUUAUUUCACUGCUUUCAAUGCAGUGCAUUUCAAAACUGAAGCAUCCGAGAUAUGUUUAAGUUCAGACAUGCGGCAUGCCUUGGUCUGAUAAGUUCAAGAAAGUUGGCCGCAGCUUAAUUUGCUCUCCUGCUUUUAGCUGACUAGAAACCGAGCAGACUUGAAGAAGAAGCUGAAAGUGUCGUUUGUGGGGGAGGCUGGUUUAGACAUGGGUGGUCUGACCAAGGAGUGGUUUCUCCUUCUCAUCCGACAGAUCUUUCACACAGACUACGGUGAGACAUAUGGGACAAACAGAUCAGGCAUAUGCGUUGCCAUAGAGAUAACAGAUGUUACAGCUGUUUUGUUUGCAACAAUACUAUUUUCUCUAUAGAUAACAGUAUACGUUAAGGAGAUGUAUUUCUCCUUUAGCCCUGGCUUUCUGUUCCCCAUCCUAAAGUCUCAACCAGUACCCAGACUAAGAAUGCUGACCUGCAUUUAGCCGUUAAUGAAGAAAAGAACGAAAAUGUACGAUGUUCAUGUUCUGGGACAGAUACAUAGCACUGCAAUAGAUGACCAUUCUAUUUACAGUAACUCCCAUUUGGUCUGGGACCUAGCAGUCCAAAAAACGAAAUUCCCAUGUACUCUAUUCUGAUCAUUUGUUAUCUGCCUGUGUUCUAUGUCUAUGUCAUGUCUGGGUGGAGUUGUGUUUAAGCAGAGUGUAUUUGUGUCUCCUCUCUGAAGGCAUGUUUACAUUCUUCAAGGAUUCCCACUAUCACUGGUUCAGCAGCUGGAAGUGUGACAACUACUCUGAGUUCCGAUUGGUCGGAGUUGUAUCCUUUUGUACCAUACCGUGAUUUAAGGUACCGUUGUAGCUUGUCGCGAACUGUAAACAGAUUCUCAUGUUGUACCCUGUAACUGGCGCCUGGAGUUUUAGUCAGGUCACGUAGUGAGGAAGAACUCCUGGCGCUAUACUUAAGGGAAUCUUUGCACAUUUACCAUAGAUACUCUGAGGUUCGCCACUAUCCCUAUGCCAGGUUAAUUGCUGCUUUGCAGAUGAUAGCUUUAGUUUUAGAACUAUAAUUUUGUGGGGAUUCUUCAGUUUGUCAUCUUCUAAACUGAGGAGACACUGCAGUGCUUUUCUAUUUGGCACGUUGCAAUCUGAUGUAAUCUAAUAGAAUAACUAAAGUAUGCAGAAUAUUCAUGUGUUUUUAUCCAUGUGACAUUGUGUUUAUUUUGAUAAAACAGUUAGAUCAUAUACACAUACACUAUAACUUAACUAAAUCAUGUCAACAUUUCAAUAGUAGUGUGUUUUCAUUCAAAUCAAUUCGUUGUUUUCUCUGAAAAUUCUCUCUCAAUUUUGACAUGUCCCACAUCAUGUUUGUCAGAUUUCUUGGAAGAUUAGAACCCAUUUAAGACCCACAUUUUCCCAGGUUUUCACCAUAACUGUAAAUCCCUAGUUAUUUUGUUGCAUUGACAAAGUCAUUUCCGAAGAUUAUUAUUAUUUCAUGUGAUUAGUGAUUCAUUUACAUUUGUCCCUCAGGUUUAAGGUCAACCCUGUUACGUGAACUGAACUCUUUUUAAUAUGGUAAAACUAUUCCUUUUAAAAUUAUUUUUUCAGAAGAAACAAUGAACAUCUAAUAGUCAAAUCAUAGUUUUAAAAGUAGGUGAGCUGGUCCUACUAUUUUGGGGCAUUUUCUGGGGUUUUGUGGCAGAAAACCCUGUUACCCAUAGAUAGACAGACUAUAAAUGUUUUAACAAGUACAUUUUGGGGGGGUGAAGUUUGCGUUCAAUUGCCCCUCCCUGUUGCACACAACAAGCUUCCAUUCUCCCUGUCACAAUGGGAUUUAUGGCUAAUUUAAGAUGAAAUUGUCAAGCCUGUUAUAGUCAACCCUGUUACUUUAAUUGUCACCUUUUUAUAGUCAUUUUUAUUAAUUUAACCUAUGUAGAUGGGAAAAUAGGUUUGUUGUGAAGUUGAACAUGUGCUCUUUAUGACAGAAUGUGAAAGGUAGACUCAGCAAAAUGACGUUGCCACGAGCAGCACCGCAGAUAUUGAGAUGAGCAAGAUGCAAGACUUCGCUCCCACACAGUCGCACACUGUAUCUGUGCAUGUGCAUGGGUUCGCUAUAGCCACCGGACCAAAACAGCGGAGAAGUUGAGAAAUGAAUUGUUGCAGAAAUUGACCCACUAUGCUGUUUACUUUCUGCACCUAUGUUAUAUCGCUGAGUCUACUUUAAAAAUGAGGUGAAAUAUAUACAGUAUAUUAUUUUUUUAAACAAAAUAACACUACCCAAAGGGCACUCUAUUGGUGGAAUGACACUACCAUGUAUUCAGCACUUUCCAGGUGUUCUGCAGAGACAAUAGUCAGUGUUUCUCCAGUGAUGAACCCUAGCAGUCAUGUGUGGGGAGUCACAGCUUGUGCGCACGUGGCUCUCCCCUUGGGUACGGCUGACUCGAAUCUCGCCAAGUUGCACAAUCACAAGUGAUGAGGCAGACACAGAGGCAGCCAGUAGCCAGGAGCCAGGGCUGUGUGCUGAUCUUAUCUCUCUCUAUUGUCUGCUGUCCCUUCCAUGCCUGAGGCAUGUUCAGCCAGCCUGAGCUAGUCCACCCACAUACCCCUGCACCCCUUCCACCUCACCAGUCUGUCAGCCACUCAGUUAGAAUUACUGCACACUGACAGACACUGAAGUGGCUAUGUGUCUCUGUCUGAAACUGUUUAACCAACACCACAGGGAGGGCAGGGUGACAAAAAAUGCAGGGAGAGAUAGUGAUAGAAACUGAAAGGUUUUGUUAUGUCUUAUUUUGUGGGCUGCAGGUCUGGCUGCAGCGGUCUGUGUUUCAUUCUCCGCCUCUCAGUUCCCAUGGAAUUUUCCCCAAGUCUGCGCCAAUAUAACUUGAAGGAUUUUCCCAAACUCUCUUUAUCUAUUUAGCAAGCUAGGGAGCUCUGCAGCUUUAGCCUUUCCCACAGAAGUUCCAUAUGGACGACACAUGAAUUGAGAUCUGCCAGAAGCAGCUGGAACCGCGUUAGGAGUUUCAUUGUAAACGCAUAAUACACCUGCUGUUUAUAUUCCCUCUUCAGAUUUGCUACUAGCCAAUAUACAUGGGAAAAAUGCUGUGUUAAUCGAGUGAUGAUUGUGAUCAUUAGCACACGCUGCAGGGUCUGUGAAGCUGGUAUAAAAUGCUGUGUUAAUCGAGUGAUGAUUGUGAUCAUCAGCACACGCUGCAGGGUCUGUGAAGCUGGUAUAAAAUGCUGUGUUAAUCGAGUGAUGAUUGUGAUCAUCAGCACACGCUGCAGGGUCUGUGAAGCUGGUAUAAAAUGCUGUGUUAAUCGAGUGAUGAUUGUGAUCAUCAGCACACGCUGCAUGGUCUGUGAAGCUGGUAUAAAAUGCUGUGUUAAUCGAGUGAUGAUUGUGAUCAUCAGCACACGCUGCAGGGUCUGUGAAGCUGGUAUAAAAUGCUGUGUUAAUCGAGUGAUGAUUGUGAUCAUCAGCACACGCUGCAGGGUCUGUGAAGCUGGUAUAAAAUGCUGUGUUAAUCGAGUGAUGAUUGUGAUCAUCAGCACACGCUGCAUGGUCUGUGAAGCUGGUAUAAAAUGCUGUCGUUACAAAGUAUGAAGAAAUCAGAAGCACAAUACUGCUAUGCUACAUUAAAUGAAUAUAACUAACCACAUUUUAUUCUGUUCAUCUAGUGGUGUAUAUGAGUUCUCUUAAUGAUAACCUUGAGUCAUUUGGGGUUGAAGAUAAUUGCUUUCUAUUGUAAAGGAUCUGUGAUUACCGCCUUACCUUAAGACUUUGAUACACCCUUAACUUUAUGUGUCAGCUCAUGGGCCUGGCUGUCUACAACAGCAUCACCUUGGACAUCAGCUUCCCCCCCUGUGUCUACAAGAAGCUGCUGACCCCGCCCGUGGUGCCGUGUGACCCCGAUUCCCCCGUUGGCAUGGCGACCCUCACCCUGGACGACCUGCAGCAGGUCAUGCCUGUAUGUACACAACACAAGCUCUGAUUCAGCUCUCUCACUGGCAUUCUUUACCAUUACACUGCACUCUUCUUGUAACGAUCACAAGUACAAUAAUAUUGCUUGCAGUGGUCAAAGGAACAUUUGUAUACUUGCAAAAUACUCCUCUUUAUAUUUAUUUAUACAAUCAAAUGAAUGGAUGUGACGCUUAUGAGAGGACCAUUUUAGAAUGAUUCAGAUUUUCUCUGACGGGUAAAGUGUUGAUUUGUACAGUAUCUGAAUAUGGAUGUACGGUUGCUAGACUAAGAAGUUAUUUAGAGUGUGUUAAAAAUAACUCCAAUAUGCCCCUGUUCCUACUUAUAGCUGAACAAUAUGUGAAGGAAUUUAGGCAUCAUAACAUCAGUAAUAUGCUUGUAGUUUAGGGAGUCAUAUAUUGUGCUAUUGAUGCCGUGCGUCACAGGACUGUGAGAUAAUCAACCAGGUUCACACUCCAUAUAGUCCCAGUCUCACCCUGCCACCAGUCUCAUAACAGUGUAGCUGCUGCCAAGGUGAGAUGGGAGUGAUGUAGCUAGGUCUCAGAGGUGCCAAGCUGGACUCCAACCAUCACCUGAGACACACCAGUGAUAGAUUCUUGCCCACAGAUGUCACACCUAGCAGUCCAACACUGCUGGUGAAGCGCUCUUGGUGAUGGCAGCUUUUUUUUAUUGAUCAGGUGGGUUCAAGAAUGCCAGCUGUAGUUAGCUGUCUAGGUAGGAGAGAUGGAGAGGAGAGAUACACUUCAUGUGGCAUGACAUGUUCUGCAAUUGCCAUCAAUGUUAUGCUUGGUUGAUAUAAUAUUUCCUUAUAUAAUCCUGUAGUUUCACAUAAUAUGUAGAUUUUUGAGUUGCUAGUGAAAGUGAUUGAAGGACUGACAUCUUCCAAUAUUCACCAGCAGAGGGCACUCAAGCCUAACUUUUGCACAUCGCCACUUGCGAUUUCUACAAACUCAAAACAAACUAAAUCUAUGUUAAUCAUAUACUGUUUACUUGUAUGCACACAAUACAUUACUGUCACUAAGACUAGUAUUAAACUGCGUUUGGUGUAAUUGUGUAGCUUUUUAUUCAGUAUGCAUCUCAUUGCGCUGCGCAGCCUUGCCAGAUGUUGGUUUUUACUGGGCAGUUGGCCUUGUCUUAGCUUACAUAACGGCCUCUGUUGAAUACUUUUACCUAAAUUGGAGGAGGGCAGGGAAAAAGCCAGCACAAGUUCUUUAAAAAGACUGCCCAGCACUGACGUCAAACACAUGUAAUUGUUCUUCAAAUGAUUGCUUUUGCAUUAUAAAAUGUAUUUUAUGUGACUAUGUUCUGAGGUAUGGAUUGGAAUAGCAUAAUCACAGUGAUGUCAUUGUAUUUGGUACAAAUAAUUCCCUAAGUUCUAGACCUCAGGUGAAUCUGGUAAUGAAUGGUGUGGCUGUUGACCACAUUGAGGAGACUAAAUUACUUGGUGUUACCUUAGAUUGUAAACUGUCAUGGUCAAAACAUAUUGAUUCAAUGGUUGUAAAGAUGGGGAGAGAUCUGUCCAUGAUAAAGAGAUAUGCUGCUUUUUUUACAACACACUCCACAAAGCAAGUCCUGCAGGCUCUAGUUUUGUCUUAUCUUGAUUAUUGUCCAGUCAUAUGGUCAAGUGCUGCAAAGAAAGACCUACAGUAGUUAAGCUGCAGCUGGCCCAGAACAGAGCGGCACGUCUUACUCUUCAGUGUAAUCAGAGGGCUAAUAUUAAUACUAUGCAUGCCAGUCUCUCUUGGCUAAGAGUUGAGGAAAGACUGACUGCAUCGGUCCUUGUGUUUAUAAGAAACAUUAAUGUGUUAGAAAUUCCAAAUUGUUUGCAUAGUCAACUUAAACACAGCACUGACACACACACUUACCCCACCAGACAUGCCACCAGGGGUCUUUUCACAGUCCCCAAGUCCAGAACAAAUUCAAGGAAAUGUACAGUAUUAUACAGAGCCAUGAGUGCAUGGAACUCCCUUCCAUCUUAUAUAGCGGAAGUGAACUCCCAUCUCAUAAUGCGUGAACAGCAAUCUUGGUUUAAAAAAACAAAUAAAGCAACACCUCACGGCACAACGCCUCUCCCCCAUGUGACCUACUUUUUGUGUGAUGUACUGACAUGUACACUACAUUACCAAAAGUAUGUGGACUCGUGCUCGUCGAACAUCUCAUUCCAAAAUCAUGGGCAUUAAUAUGGAGUUGGUCCCCCCUUUGCUGCUAUAACAGCCUCCACUCUUCUGGGAAAGCUUUCCACUAGAUGUUGGAACAUUGCUGCAGGGACUUGCUUCCAUUUAGCCACAAGAGCAUUAGUGAGGUCAGGUACUGAUGUUGGCCGAUUAGGCCUGGCUCGCAGUCGGCAUUCCAAUUCAUCCCAAAGGUGUUCGAUGGGGUUGAGGUCAGGGCUCUGUACAGGCCAGUCAAGUUCUUCCACACCGAUCUCGACAAACCAUAUCUGUAUUUACCUCGCUUUGUGCACGGGGGCAUUGUCAUGUUGAAACAGGAAAGGGCCUUCCCCAAACUGUUGCCACAAAGUUGGAAGCACAGAAUCGUCUAGAAUUUAAUUGAAUGCUGUAGUGUUAAGAUUUCCCUUCACUGGAACUAAGGGACCUAGCCCGAACCAUGAAAAACAGCCCCAGACCAUUAUUCCUCCUCCACCAAACUUUAAAGUUGCCACUAUGCAUUCGGACAGGUAGAGUUCUCCUGGCAUCCACCAAACCCAGAUUUGUUAGUCGGACUGCCAGAUGGUGAAGCGUGAUUCAUCACUCCAGAGAACGUGUUUCCACUGCUCCAGAGUCCAAUGGCGGCGAGCUUUACACGACUCCAGUUGACGCUUGGCAUUGCGCAUGGUGAUUUUAGGUUUGUGUGCGGCUGCUCGGCCAUGUAAACCCAUUUCAUUAAGCUUCCGUCGAACAUUGCUUCCAGAGGCAGUUUGGAACUCUGUAGUGAGUGUUGAAACCAAGGACAGAAGAUUUUUACGCGCUGUGCGCUUCAGCACUCGGCGGUCCUGUUCUGUGAGCAUGUGUGGCUUACCACUUCGCAGGCUGAGCCGUUGUUGCUCCUAGACGUUUCAGCUUCACAAUAACAGCACUUACAGUUGACCGGGGCAGCUCUAGCAGGGCAGAAACAAACAGACAAACUGACUUGUUGGAAAGGUGGCAUCCUAUGACGGUGCCACAUUGAAAGUCACUGAGCUCUUCAGUAAGGCCAUUCUACUGCCAAUGUUUGUCUAUGGAGAUUGCAUGGCUGUGUGCUCGAUUUUAUACACCUGUCAGCAAUGGGUGUGGCUGAAAUAGUUGAAUCCACCAACUUGAAGGGGUGUCCACAUACUUUUGUAUAUAUAAUGUAUGUGUAACUGAUAGAUGCACACACACACACACACACACACACACACACACACACACACACACACACACACACACACACACACACACACAAUACAUUUACGUCAUUUAGCAGACGCUCUUAUCCAGAGCGACUUACAGUUAGUGAGUGCAUACAUUUUCUUCCAAAUUUUCUUUUUUUCAUACUGGCCCCCCGUGGGAAACGAACCCACAACCCUGGCAUUGCAAAUGCCAUGCUCUACCAACUGAGCUACACGGGACUAUACAUGUUAAUGUUUUUAAAUGUUUGUAAAUUGUGAAGUAUUUUGUCUGUAAUGUAUUUGUCGUUAAGUGUCGGACCCCAGUAAGACUAGCUGUCGCCAUUGGCGUCGGCUAAUUUGUAUUUGUAUUUGUAUUUAUUAUGGAUCACCAAGGCAGCAGCUACUCUUCCUGGGGUCCAGUAAAAUUAAGGCAGUUAUACAAUUUUAAAAACAUUAAAAUACAUUCACAACACAUUAGUGUGUGCCCUCAGGCCACUACUCUACAACCACAUAUCUACAAUCCAAAAUCCCUGUGUAGGCGUGUGUAUAGUGCAUAUUUUAUCGUGUGUGUGUAUGCAUGUGUCUGUACCUUUGUUUGUGUCUCUUCCUGCUGUUCCAUAAGGUGUAUCUACUGCUUGCGUGUGUUACUUGAUGUGGAAUAGAGUUUCAUGUAGUCAUGGCUCUAUGUAGUACUGUGCGCCUCCCAUAGUUUGUUCUGGACUUGGGGACUGUGAAGAGACCUCUGGUGGCAUGUCUUGUGGGGUAUGCAUGGGUGGCUGAGCUGUGUGCUAGUAGUUUAAACAGACACCUCGGUGCAUUCAGCAUGUCAACACUUCUUACAAAAACAAGUAGUGAUGAAGUCUGUCUCUCCUCUACUUUGAGCCAUGAGAGAUUGACAUGCAUAUUAAUAAUGUUAGCUCUACGUGUACAUUUAAGGUGCCAGCCUCGCUGCCUUGUUCUGGACCAGUUGUAAUUUUCCCAAGGUCCUCUUUGUGGUACUAAUGGGGAUCCUAAUAAAAUCAACAACAACAAAUCAUGCACAAUGCAUACACCAUAUAAUGGUUUUAUAUAAUUUUGUUUCCUCAAUACGUGUUCUAGAUUGUGUAGUGGCAAAGGCUUAACAUGGUGUUCUUGUUGUUUGGUCUUACAUUGCUAUAAAAAAAGAAGUCAGUCAUUAGAUGUAUCAAUAACAAAAUGAAGUCAGAUUUUCCUCCAUAAAACAUUCUAUGAAAAUAGUGUUCUGUGCUGUAUGAGGCAGAAGUUUCCACCAUGGCACUUUCAAAUGGCAAGAUGUUUUUUUCUUCCUCUUAGGCUUUUUUCUAUUUAGCCUUUACAGAUUUAGAAGAAGAAGAAGACGAAGAAGAAGAAGAAGAAGAAGUUAUAUAUACUUCAUAAAUAUUGGUUGCAAUCUAUAUAAAAAGCAAUGCUUAUCGAUUUGGUCUUGUGUUUCAGGAUCUUUCUCAUGGGCUGGCAGAACUUCUCAGCUAUGAAGGCAACGUGGAGGAGGACUUCUGUACGACUUUUCAGGUUAGGAAAACACAUUCUUAUUCACAAUAACACUUAUGAAACAUAAUAUAUUUGACAUCAUUUUAAUACAUACUGUCACAGCACAAGGGAAGUGCUCCACUAAUGUGAUGAAUGUCAUUUUAGGUGUCGCAGGAAGAAAUAGGUGUGAUCAAGUCCUACAAUCUGAAACCGGGAGGAGAUAAGAUUUCUGUCACCAACCAGAACAGGAAGGGUAAGUGAGGAGUAGACAGGAGCCAGAGAAAAGGCCACUGUCCUGCAGUAGCUUGGGAUAUCUAACAGUACACUGCCUUUCAGACUAUGUGGCAUUUGUUUUCUCUCAUAGAUGAUUGUUUGAUUACUCUUGUCUUUGCAGAGUAUGUCCAGCUGUAUGUAGAUUUCCUGCUGAAUAAGUCCAUUUGCAGGCAGUUUACUACCUUCUACUAUGGCUUCCACAGUGUGUGCGCCUCCGACACUUUGAUGGUAAGAAUGUCAAGACUUUUAAUGUCAAAAUGAAUUAAUAAAUGAAUCCUAAUUGGUGUGACAAAAAAACCAUAAAAAAGGGUUGUAUAUAGCCCCCAAAAGGGUUGUAACCAUAGCGGAAUCCUUUUUUGGUACUAUAUAGAACAUUUUCAAUGGUUCUUUAUAGAACCUUAGGAAAGGGUUCUUUAUAACACCAUACAGGUUCCAUUUAGAAUGUUAUGAGCAUGGUUCUUUAUAGAACCUUCAAAAAAGGGUUCUAUAUAGCACCAAAAAGGGUUCCGCUAGGGUUACAAGCCAAAGAACCCCUAUCUGGUACUAUUUAGAACCAUUAUUUUUUAGUGUGUAUCAGUAUCACUGAAAGUGAGAGGACAUCAUUUCUUGUGCUGCGUUUCAGUGCCAGCUGGUCCUGUUUGAAGUGUCAAUAGCAGAGAGUUUAGUCAACUCCUGUAGAAAGUUCCUGAUUAGGCAGCAUAAGGAGGAAUGUGAGGUCCAUUUUGCAUUUUACAGAGAAGCAAUGAGGAGUUGGGGUUCGGCUGUGUGUGCACGAGGGUGUGUGUGCGUGUGCACGCACACAACUGUGAGUGCAUGCAUGUGUGUGAGUGAGUGUACUGUUCCUCGCUGCCUGCUAAAUAUGUUCACAGAGCUCCCCUCCCCUUCUCUUGACAUAGGCCUCCUAACAGGGGUUUUGUGUGUGCUCUGUCUCCACUCAGUAACCAGGGCUCGAAUGGGGAGGCUCAUAUGAGUGGCCUAUAGAAAGUGUACGUGGGAACCACAGUAAAUGACGAGAGUGAUGUCCUUCCACGAAUAUCAAUCAGACAGACCACAAAGCUGCUGUAUUCAUGCAGAACCAGCCCAGCUUUAGGGUUAGAGUUGCAUGGUUUGACAUGGGAGGAUCUGUCUCUCUCUGGUCAUUAUCAGUUUCUUUCCCAUUAGUUAAUUAACUGUUGCCUCACUGACCUGCUGACAGAAACCGAUCGGCAUAUUGUGGAACUAGCAAUGAGUGAAAGAUGGACCACACCAACCAUCUUCUAUAGGCGGGCCGAAGGUCCGUAUCCAGACCCGGACGGACCGCGGGUCCCCGUCAAAAAAAUAUGAUUUUGUUGUAAUGUUUGAGUCACUCAGAUAACAUAUGAACACAUUAAGACAUGGCAAAAUGUGUAGAAUUGCAGGAUUUUUUUUUUUUUUUUACUGCUAAAUAUUCUCUCUGCCCCGUGGCAACAUUUUUAGAAUUGCAGGAAAUAAGCUUCAAAUCUACAACAUUUUCUCUCCACCAACAAGAGGAGUGUAAUCAGUUUGUGUCUUGGACAGUGCUUGUGUUGGGGUCGGAGUUUGUUAUUGCACUGAUAAAUGGCAAUAUCAAUCCGGACCUUUGCCACCUAGGAAAUGUGUGUGACUGGACCUUUUCAGAUAGUAUUUGAGUACCCCUGGACUACACCAAGUAAUCAAUAAAUUAGAAUCAAUUAAAAUGGACAAGAUUAAAACAGACUCGGGUACUGCAAAUAACUGUCAGAUGAGCUGACAGCGCUGAGCUCAGGGAUGGAAAUGUCCCUCAUUGUUUUAUUGCGGUCAUUGGUAACUGUCUGGACCUGCAAAAACAAAUAUUUGACUGUUCAGUUAUCUGUUUGGUGUACGUGUCACGGAAUGCCAGAGUUGGUAUGUAUGCCACAGCUGAACCGACCACAAACCACAGUUAAACAUUAGUUAUGUUCUUUUCCCUGUGCAGCAAUUUUAGCAUGCCUGCUGAGUCCAUCCAUUUUGGAUACUGUAGAUAGAAAAUAAUCACAAAAAUAGCAAUCUAAUAUGCAUGUACCAGGAAUAUCAUUUUCAACAGCAUACAAUACAAUGCAAUAUCAGAAUCAGAAAUACUAUGUAAUUUGUCACAAUGACUAAACUUGAUGGGUCUGAAAUGACAAAUGUCCCUGAGCUUUUUGUUUUUGCACUGAGACUAAAACAAAAAUCCCUGUCUCAAUCUUGGUAGGACUUCCUACUUAAUAUGGUCUUCUUCAGCUUUUGUUGCAUCAGCACCAACAUAGAACUUUCCAGUAGUGCGAUACGUGCAGUACUGGUUCUAUUUUUAGUUCUGUUAGUGCAAUCUAUUAGUUCUCUCAGGAGACUUUUCCUCUUAGCUUCCCAAGGCAGUGCAUGCUCAUAUGAACAGGCUCAUACUGGACAUGUAGGAAAAGUCAGCUUUAGAAAGCUCCUUGAUACAGUUACGCAAUGGUUGUCUACGCUCGCAUUGAUUAUGCAACACUGCUGUGACAGUAAUAACUCACUGGCUGCCUGGUGGGGUGAUGGGAGAGAGAGAAGAUGGGGGAGAGAGGGGAAAGGGGGGAAAGGGGGUGUGGCAGACCACGAUUUGGUCUGUCCCAGAUUCUUCAGGAACUCUAUACCUUAGCUGGAUCUGGCCAUUGGCUUGGCUUGCGCUAGCUAGUCAUCGGGUUGCAUUUCUGUUUGCGCUUCGUGAACAAGGUGAAACUGUGCUGCUGUGAGGCAGUCUUGCAGACCGUGCACUGCCUGACCCUACUGUCUGACACUACUGUCUGGGUGUGUUUGGAUAAAGUGGAGUCAUGAUGUGAUAACCCAGCUAGCACACAACGUUCUGAGAACCAUAUGUUUCUUAACGCUUGGUGAGAGCGUGGUUGUCCUAUGGUUAUUUGGCAUAUAACCUUGCCGCAAUGUUCUGGGAAUGGUGCAGGAUACCCAGCUAGCACAUAACGUUCUGAGAACCAUAUGUUUCUUAGGUGGGAAUUUCAGUACUUCAGCAUAACAUUUUUUCUACAGGUUUCCUCAUGGUUCUAUUUAAAGUAAUGUUCUCAGAACAUUCAGAGAACGUUAAGAAACUACAUUCUUCUGUGGGAAUUUCAGUACUUCAGUAUAACGUUUUCUGCAGGUUUCCUCGUGUUCUAUUUGAAUUCAUGUUCUCAGAACAUUAAGAAAACUUUCCAUAAAAAACACAAGAAAACAUUAGUAACGUUCAAAGAACAUUCUAAGAAUGUUAUUUAAAAAGAUACACAGUCCGUUCUCAGCGUCAACAAAACUCUCGCUAUCCUCUAUAAUUUAGUAUUUAUUAGGAUCCGAGGCAGCGGCUACUGUUCCUGGGGUCCAAACAGGAAACAACACAACAAAUAAAAUACAUAAUAUACAUAAAUAUGCAUAGCACUACAUUUACAUUACAAUUUAGCCAUUCAGCGGACACUCCCAUCCAGAGCGACCCACAGCUAGUGCAUUCAUCUUAAGAUAGCCAAACGAGACAACCUCAUAUCACAGUCGUAUCACAACCACGUAUCACAUACAUAAUACAAUGCAAAAUACUAUACAAAAUGCAUGAAAAAUGUCUCUUCACAGUCCCCGUCUUUUAUCUGUUUUUUAAAAUCUGGUUUUAUUGCUAGUUUGAGUAACAUGGGGUGGCAAAGAGUUCCAUUUAGUCAUGGCUCUAUUUAAUACUGUGUGUUUCCCAGCCUCUGUUCUGGACCUAGGGAUUGUGAAGAGACCUCUGGUUGCAUGUCUUGUGUGGUACUGAUGAGUGUCCGAACUGUGUGCCAACUGCUUGAACAGACAGUUCGGAACCUUCAACACAUCAACACCUCGCACAAAGACCAAUAGUGAUGCAGUCAAUCUCUCCUCAACUUUAAGCCAGAAAAGAUUGACAUGCAUGUCAUUGACAUUCGCCCUCUGUGUACAUCUAAGUGCAAUACGUGCUGCUCUGUUUUGGACCAAUUGUAAUUUGCCUAUAUGCUUAUUUGCCGCACCUGACCACACAACUGGACAUUUGACUGAGAUAUCAAGAAAGCAGAGCAACGCCUUAUCUUCCCAUGUUAAGUGUGUUCAGGUGUGUUGGCCGCACCCACUAAUUGGCCACAUCUGAUCUUAAUGAGUGCUUGUUUCCUUUAAAAUGGGGUCUGUUUGAAUAGACUAAAAUGAACAGCUUUGUAUGAGUAAAAAAAUAACAUGGCAUGCUAGCUCCAUCCUGGUGGCGCAGUGGGCUAUUCCAUGAUUAGCGAACAGAAGAUCAUAGGUUCAAAUCUCACUGAUGCCAUGCCACAAUAAAAAAAGAAAUGUGUUUGCAUGAUUAUUGCUAUUUAAUUUCCAUGUGCCCUAUCUGUGCUUGGAGUUCAAAACAGUUAACCUAAGCUAGCAGUGUUAUUAAAAGUCUUAUUGAAACAUGUUCUCAGAAUGUUAUUUAAUUACUUGAAUAAAACCUCUCAGGAAAACAUUCAGGGAACCAUAGUAAAUGUUCUUAGAACCACCCUGCAAUCUAAAAAUGUACGUUCCCAGUGAAGGCAAAAUGUUCACUUCCGUUCUCAGAAUGUUUUAAAAACAUUCAAUUUUACCGGUCAGGACACUUAUGGCUUCGUUCCCCAGAACCAAUGGAAAACCAAAAACGUAUGUUCCCACAACUUCCAAGGAACCAAAUGUGCUAGCUGGGAAGACUGCAUGGGACUGAAAAGUGGUCAAGGACAGAGUAAUACAGAGAAAAUAUGCAACUAUGUCUAUUAGGGUUUGCAAAAUGAGGCCAAAUGUAUCAAGUUUGCAACUUGAUAACACUUGCAUAAUGUGUCUGAUUAAUACUUUAGACAGUGUGUGACACAACGAUCCCUGCAUAUGGCACUCUGAUCACCCCAUGCCCUUACUAUGAUAUUACCAUAGUCAAGCACUGCUCUGUUUAAGUGCACAUUUUAGUGCAAUAUUGGUUCAAUGAACAGGGAUUCAUGAUUCAGACCAACAUGGUAGUAACUCCUUGUCUUGUGUCAUGCAGUAGGCAAGCUUUAAUGGACAAACUCCCAUGGUACUAACACUGGGUGUCUUGUGAAAUCCUGCAGUUUCACUGGAAUCCCAUUGUGUCCUGUAGUUUCAUAUAUCCUGUAGUUUUACUUGUUAGACUACCGCGAUAGUGACUCUGUGUCUUGUCCCUCGUUUUGUAGUUGCUGAGGUCCGAGGAGGUGGAGAUCCUGGUGUGUGGCAGUCCCAACCUGGACAUGAGCACGCUGCAGAAGGUAGCACAGUACGAAGGCUACAGCAAGGCUGACCCCACCAUCAGGUACUGUAAACCCAUCAUCAUAUCAGUAAUUGUGUAAAAAGGCCUGAUUUCGAAUAGAUAUUAAAGCCGCAAUCCUGAGUUUCUAAAUGACCAUCGAACAGCAGGAAAUAUCCCAGAUGGUGCAUUUAAUUGAAGUAGGUCCUAAUGAUUGUGCCUAACCCUAACCUUACAGUAAAUAAUCGAAUGUGUUGUUCCGUCUAUGUGGUCAGGGCAUUCUGGGACGUGGUGCUGGCCUUCCCUCUGAAGUUCCAGAAGAGGCUGCUCCACUUCUCAACAGGAAGUGACCGCGUCCCUGUGGGCGGAAUGGCCGACCUCAACUUCAAGAUCUCUAAGAUUGAUGCCUCCACCGACUGGUGAGAUACUGCAGAUGUCCUCAAUGUGUUCUUUCUUAUUCAUUGUAAACAUGUUGAAAAGUACUAAAAGCAGACCUCCUUUAUUCAGCUGCCAUUUGAUUUAUACAGAACAGCAUCUGUGAACAAUGUGAAUUUAUCAUUUACCUUUUCUUCCUCUCCAGGUUGCCUAUAUCUCACACGUGUUUCAACCAGAUCUGCCUGCCACCAUACAAAAACAAAAAAGAACUGAAGCAGAAGUUAACUAUUGCCAUUUCAAACGCGGAGGGAUUUGGACUGGAGUGAACUCAGAUAACCACAAUGGUGAAACUGCCAUUUAUCAUUGGUUUGUGGUCAGUAGGGUGUGUAUAUUUGAACAUGUUUAGACAUGCUACCAGUAAUCUCUCAGCUUCAGUAUUUCUUAACAAUAUACUUAACAAAUCUGUUUCUGUAGAAUAUUGGGUGAAAAGUGAUAUUACAAGUAUAGCAUUCAGAGCGCUUGCGUUUGCACUCUAAAUACCUUUUGCCUUUUUGAUAUCAAACUGGACAUGGAAAAUGUUCUGCCCAGUCCAUUAACAAUGGAGUUGUUUAUUAAAGUAAGAGGUUGAAUGUAGGUCAGAGCAGAGCAGGGCUGGGUUGGUCUGUGAUAAAAUAGCUAGAUAAACAGUCUGCCAGUACUGUGGUGUCCGCUCUUAAAGUGACAGAGCCCAUCUCUCCUCCUGAACAGAGUCCAUGUACCGCCUCUCUUUGACGAAGGCCUUUUCAGGCCUAAGAUUGAACUCAUUCCGAGUCUGAUGGUAAAUUAUGAACACAGAGAUGAUCUCGUUAGUAUUUAUACUAAUAUAUUUGGUUUUCAGAGGUCUCAGAAGUUUUGAAACAUUCGGAAGACGUUUCUGUUAUGUUGUUCGUGGGCAGAGUUUUUAGACGACCCUUUCUGGAUGUUUUCAUGUAGAGCCUGAAAGGGAAUUGAGCUUCAGUAAGGUUUAUCAUGUUACAGUAGUUGUGCUGGUAUAUGGCUAUUAUUGAUGUGGGAACUUACUGUAUACCUCGUUUGCUUACUCCCACAUUGUCGGCGAUGCCUCUCGAUAUAGAUUACAUCUCUUCGUACUCUUGGUACAGUUGGCAUAUUGUAUGGAGAGGUAUGAAAUAGUUGCAAAACACCAGUGACAUCAUGAUUGAUAUCAAGGCAAAUAGGAGUUCAGUGGACCUCACACACCUGCAGGUUAGAAUGAUGAAACGGGUGCAUGAAAUGUACAGAAUCGGGAUAUAUGUCACGUGAUUUAUUGCUGUUCUAAAGGGAUCUCUGUUGUAAAGUGGUGACACUUGUGUGGUAGUUAGCUCACUCAGGAUGUCCACAUUUCAUGGAUUGUACGAUUCUUCUAAAAUGAACUUGAUAAUAAAAAUAAGGUCUUUGUUGAAACA